AUGUUUGCGCGCAGCCAAGGGCGGGCUCUUGCCCGCACAGCCUCCGCGGCGAUUGCGACGCCGGGACGCAGCCAAUGGGCGACGGCGGCCGUUCCGUGCAGCUGCUCGCGGGCGUUUUCGGCGACGACGACACAACAGUCCAAGCUGGGCCGGACACCGAUCUCGAUCCCGCCGGGCGUCGAGCUGCUGAUCGGCGAGCCCAAGGUCAAGAAGGACCCGACGACAUAUCUCAAGAUCCCGCGGCGGACGGUGACGGUGGAGGGGCCGCUAGGCACCCUCGAGCUGGUCCUGCCGUCGUUUGUCCACAUCGACCAUGACGCGGAGCAGCGGCGGGUGACGCUGAGCAUCGAGAACCGCGAUCUGAAGGAACAGAAGCAGAUGUGGGGCACGACGUGGGCACACCUCAACCGGUACGUGACGGGCGUGUCGGAAGGGCACACGGCGGUGCUGCGGCUGGUCGGCGUCGGAUACAGGGCGACGGUGGAGCAGCGACCGGAGAAGGAGGAGUACGCAGGACAGAAGUUUGUGGUGCUGAAGCUGGGAUUCAACCACCCGGUGGAGAUGGGGGUGCCGAUGGGGAUUGCAGCCAGCACGCCGCAGCCGACGCGGGUGUUGCUGGAGGGCAUCAACCGGGAGGAGGUGAUGUCGUUUGCGGCGGCGAUCCGACGGUGGCGGAGACCGGAGCCAUAUAAGGGAAAGGGCAUCUUUGUCAACGACGAGACGAUCAAGCUGAAGCAGAAGAAGAUCAAAUAG
Messenger RNA from Grosmannia clavigera kw1407, 753 nucleotides. Its product is annotated as 60S ribosomal protein. Gene Ontology annotation, biological process: translation. The transcript is spliced from 3 exons. The record is from RefSeq and is a predicted model, not a curated record. NCBI's taxonomy places the organism in Eukaryota, Fungi, Ascomycota, Sordariomycetes, Ophiostomatales, Ophiostomataceae. Gene Ontology annotation, cellular component: mitochondrial large ribosomal subunit; ribosome. Gene Ontology annotation, molecular function: rRNA binding; structural constituent of ribosome. The coding region runs from base 1 to 753 and encodes 250 amino acids.